Hyalella azteca is the source of this 1184-nucleotide messenger RNA. RefSeq lists its product as uncharacterized. The record is from RefSeq and is a predicted model, not a curated record. NCBI's taxonomy places the organism in Eukaryota, Metazoa, Arthropoda, Malacostraca, Amphipoda, Hyalellidae.
UGGGUGACUCAUUACGACUGCCGUGUGACGUCAUACCUCCGCUGGGGGACGCCGUGGCGGUCAUCCUGUGGUACAGAGACAAAACUCCCACAGCGAUUUAUACGUACGAUGCUCGAAAUGAAUCGCUGGGGUUCCAGCAACACACACCUCGGGGUCCAGACCUCGCUUCCAGAGCCUCUUUUUACCACAAGCCUCCAGCUGCGUUAACCAUUACUGGAGCUCUGCCUGAAGACUCUGGAAUAUAUCAGUGCCGCGUUGACUUCACUCAGGCUCCGUCCAGGACAACAAAAAUUCAGGCUGUGGUGGUGACGGAGAUCAAGGACAUAGAGGUGGUGCGGGCCAGCCCGCCCGUGGGCAGCACGAGUCCCUCUCUGAUGGACCGCACGGUGGAGGCCUCACUCCACCAGCCUCUGAGGCUCAUAUGCCGCACCGCCGGGGGUCCGCCUUCAUCAGUGGAUUUGGUUGAUUUUCCUGAGGCCUUCACGUCAGGGGAACCUCAUCCUCUGAGUUGCCGUGUGUACGGGUCGAGGCCACGCCCUAGACUGGAGUGGUCGCUUACCAAACCUGACAGCCCAGCCAUGAAGCUCAGCACUCAGGACUUGAACGAUCCGAAUUUCUGGUCUCCCGUGGAUGGCGGUGGCACCUCAAGUCGAGUGACUUCGUCAACUGCAGUUCAAACACUGCAGUUGAGUUCAAGUCCAAGCCACUCUACGAAGAUCGACAGGACGCUCUUAAGAAAACAGUCCUACAGUUCAGGGCAACUCAAAGUCGUGCUCGGUAAAGAGGAUCAUGGUGGCAAACUCUCGUGUGUCGCUUGGAACAACUUCUUCCCGAACUACAAAGUGAACGCCACAAAGACUAUUCACGUUAAUUAUGCCCCAGAAGUUGAAUUGGAAUUGGGAGUCAAAAUCGACCCUUCACAGGUGCGUGAAGGCACAGACUUGUACUUCACCUGCAAGGUGGACUCGCGGCCUCCAGCGGACCAGCUCUCCUGGACACAUAAGAACCGUACGCUUAAGAACGACCCAGUGCUGGGCGUGCUGAUGUCAGGCGAGCAUUUGGUGCUGCAGUCCGUGACACGGGACUGGAGCGGCACUUUUUCCUGUACAGCUGCCAACUCCGUCGCCUCCGUGGUCUCCAACACCAUCAACAUCAGCAUCUUAUGUGAGCUAUUGAAACAAUGA